This is a messenger RNA of Aspergillus ochraceoroseus IBT 24754, 747 nucleotides long. Its product is annotated as putative diaminopropionate ammonia-lyase. NCBI's taxonomy places the organism in Eukaryota, Fungi, Ascomycota, Eurotiomycetes, Eurotiales, Aspergillaceae. The coding region runs from base 188 to 439 and encodes 83 amino acids. The transcript has 2 exons. The record is from RefSeq and is a predicted model, not a curated record.
UACACCCCGACUCCCCUAAUACCGCUCCCGGAGCUAGCAGCGAAACUCGGGGUUCGCAGUGUUCUCGUGAAAUAUGAAGGAAGCCGCUUAGGGCUGCCGUCAUUCAAAGUACUUGGUGCAUCGUGGGGGGUGCUAUCGCGCGAUCGCCGCCUAUCUCGGCCGUCCAACAAACGUCAGCUUGGAAAUCAUGUCUGCCAUGGCGAAAGAAAAAUCAGUGACGCUUUUUGCACCAACCCAAGGGAACCAUGGCCGAGCAGUAGCAUUCAUGGCUCGAAUUCUGGGUAUUGGCUGCCGGAUUUUCGUAUCCCAGUCCAGGGACCAGCCGACCAUGAUGGUUGAGAUUGAAAACCAACUGGCUCACAUGGGUCUCCAGGGCAGCGUCAUGUUCACCCCUGUUGGAGUGGGUAGUCUCGCAAAUACCGUAGCAACAUUUUUGUAAAUCGCGCGAUAUACCUCUCUCUGUGGUUGCAGUCGAGCCAGAUACUGCUGCUUGUCUGCAGGCCAGUUUACGAGCUGGACAGUUAACACCAAUUGAGACAUCAGCAACGAUCAUGGAUGGUCUGAAUUGUGGCACCGUGUCAACCUUGAUUUGAUAUUGAACGACCAGAUUUGAGUGAAAUCCGAAUCCCUAGGAACCUUCGUCGCGAGUGCUCGAAUGAGGUAUGUAGCACCAUAUAUACCUACUCUGUAGAAAUCGACAACACUUGAUGGGAUUCUUAUAUCAUUUUUAUAUCAUGAGUGUUGAUA